Molecule: messenger RNA, 2447 nt
Organism: Girardinichthys multiradiatus
Lineage: Eukaryota; Metazoa; Chordata; Actinopteri; Cyprinodontiformes; Goodeidae
Gene: klf11a
Product: Kruppel-like factor 11a
Exons: 4
Coding region: 191-1498 (435 amino acids)
Biological process (GO): regulation of transcription by RNA polymerase II
Molecular function (GO): RNA polymerase II cis-regulatory region sequence-specific DNA binding; DNA-binding transcription factor activity, RNA polymerase II-specific
Source: RefSeq, a predicted model, not a curated record
AUUUCGUUUCUGUGUUGUUUUUUUUUUUUUUGGCUGCUCACAGCUGAACUGAAGCUCGAUGCGGACAGAACCACAGCGCUCCUAACUCACAGGACUCCUCUGCUCCUCUUCGUUCUGCUCGAGGAGCUCCGCGGCGGAGACUCCCUGUCAGGUUGAUCUUGUGAACAAACACACGGCGGCGCUGGCGGCCAUGGAGCAGAAGCCGUGCAUUGAGAACCACGACCUUGAGGCCGCCGAGGCACUCGUCAGCAUGAGCUUCUGGUGUCAAAGGCCUCCAAAGCCCCGCCCUCUCACUCCCACCUCAGACUCCUGCGACUCCAUCCAGCUCCAGCCAGAGGGAGGGGACGUUCCCAAAGAUCUGAUCGCUCUGUCCUCACUGUGUAUGACUCCGCCUCACAGUCCGAGCUUUGCCGAAGCAUCCACUAUAACUGUCCUCACCACAACCUCCGCCCUGAGCCCCGCUCCCAGACAGCUCCUGAUCUGCCCCACCUGCCCCCCACAGCCCUGCUCUUCUCCCAGCUCCACAGAGAUCUCCACACCUCCACCUCACGCCGUGUCAUCCUGGAUGGCUCCAACCAGUAAGGCAAUGGCCACUAGCGUCAUCCGCCACACUGCCGACAGCCUCGGCAUUCCUUCAUCACCACCCACUACCCUGCAGAUGGAAACAUCCACUCCACCUCAACUGCAAACCCCAGAGUUGCCUUCCAUGGAGAAGAAUGCACCUCCUCCAUCUUCCCCACUACUUUCUGCUUCACCGUCUUCCUCUGUGGUUCCCUCUUCUCCAGUUCUCUGUCAGGUCUUCCCAGUCAGCAGCCAGACAGGAAUGAUUUCAGCCUUUGUCCAGGGUCCAGUUCAGGUGCAGACUCAGGGUGGACCAAAGCCCAUCCUACCCCAGUCACCACCUCCUACCUUCGCCCAACCCUUGCUGGUUGGCUCCACCGUAGCGCAGGGGGCUGUUAUGUUUGUGGUGCCCCAGGGACCCAUGUCGCAGACAGCACAUGGUCCUCAGGCUGUGAUGACCCUGGGCAACACCAAGCUCCUCCCCCUGGCCCCUGCCCCUGUUUAUAUGCCAUCAGGAUCAAGCAACGGCGCCUCACAGACAGACUUCUCCCGCAGGCGGAACUAUGUUUGCACCUUCCCCGGCUGCAAGAAGACCUACUUCAAGAGUUCGCACUUGAAGGCUCACCUGCGCACUCACACAGGGGAGAAGCCGUUCAGCUGUCACUGGGAUGGCUGCGACAAGAGGUUCGCCCGCUCCGAUGAGCUUUCCCGCCACCGCCGAACACACACAGGUGAGAAAAAGUUUGUCUGCACCGUGUGUGAGCGCCGCUUCAUGCGCAGCGAUCACCUGACUAAACAUGCUCGCAGGCACUUGACCACCAAAAGGGCGACUUCAUGGCCCACAGAAACCAGACAACUUGUGAAAGGAGCUGCACCCAAGGGCCAAAACAAAGGCCCCACACUUCCUCUUGGCAUGCUAGUCCCGACCGCCAACUGAAAGACUUGUGGAGGCCGUAGGGCCAACUCAGGACUCCAAGGGUUAGGAUCAGCUCCAUCAGGAGUGUCUUCAGGGCCCGGCUUUGUUUACAAGACAUCAGAACAGGGUCCGAAUAUCCUGGUGAACUCAGAUCAAGAACUUCCUGUAAAGAUGUCCGUCCUCAUUGUGAUUGAAGAAACACUACAAUCCCUUAAUUAGACUGAAGUACUGCUUCACAUACACACCACAGUCACUCGAGAUGUUUUAAAAUAUUUGUAUAAGAUCCGAGUGCUGCCAUAACCCGGACUCACAGCUUUUCCGCUCUACUCAGGACAUUUUACUACCAGAACCACAAAACUUGCUGCAAAAGGAAGGAGAAGAAGACAAAGGCUGCUACUCAUCCACAAACAGAAACCUACAAAAACCUGACUUUGCACUGGAUUUUUAAAAAUAAAAAUCUUACUUGUUUUUAUAUUCUCUCUAUGUAUGAUGUUUACUUCAUGUGUAAAUGUCACAUUUAGCAAAAUGUAUGCACACGGUUUAUUGUUUGCCAAAGCUUCUGUAUCGUGCUUCUGUUACUAGCCGACUUCUGUUUGUUUGGCUGUAAAUAUUGUAAAUAUACUGAUAUCUAUAUAAAUGUUACAUGUAUUCCAGUCUCCAUUUAUUGACGAUAGAACUUAUUAAUAUUUUUAAAAUGUCAGUGGACAGUAUUCAUCACUGUGAUACUACCUAUAUUUACUUUAUUCAUUAUUAUUAUUAUUAUUAUUAUUAUUAUUAUUUAACAUUUGUUGAGGAAAAGUGCUGUUUUUAAUAUCUUGAUUUGGCCCAUAGUGUAGCCAGUAAGAAUACCUCAUGUUAUUAAAAUGUUAUUCUCAACAAUUUAUAUCAGAGUAAUCCCAUUUCCAUACAUUUGUUUGUUGACAACAGUGAACAACAUAGCUUUUAUAAUAAAACUUACAGUGACAUUUUG